AUGGCCACCAUCACCUGCACCCGCUUCACGGAAGAGUACCAGCUCUUCGAGGAACUGGGAAAGGGAGCCUUCUCGGUGGUGCGCAGGUGUGUGAAGGUGCUGGCUGGCCAGGAGUAUGCUGCUAAGAUCAUCAACACCAAGAAGCUGUCGGCCAGAGACCAUCAGAAGCUGGAGCGUGAAGCCCGCAUCUGCCGCCUGUUGAAGCACCCCAACAUCGUCCGGCUCCACGACAGCAUCUCUGAGGAGGGACACCAUUACCUGAUCUUCGACCUGGUUACUGGUGGGGAGCUGUUUGAGGACAUCGUGGCCCGGGAGUAUUACAGUGAGGCUGAUGCCAGUCACUGUAUCCAGCAGAUCCUGGAGGCCGUGCUGCACUGCCACCAGAUGGGUGUGGUGCACCGGGACCUGAAGCCGGAGAAUCUGCUAUUGGCUUCCAAGCUCAAGGGCGCCGCGGUGAAGCUGGCGGACUUUGGCCUGGCCAUAGAGGUGGAAGGGGAGCAGCAGGCAUGGUUCGGGUUCGCAGGGACGCCUGGAUACCUCUCCCCGGAAGUGCUGCGGAAGGACCCGUAUGGGAAGCCUGUGGACCUGUGGGCCUGUGGGGUCAUUCUGUACAUCCUGCUGGUUGGGUAUCCGCCAUUCUGGGAUGAGGACCAGCACCGCCUGUAUCAGCAAAUCAAAGCCGGCGCCUAUGAUUUCCCGUCACCAGAAUGGGACACUGUCACCCCGGAAGCCAAGGAUCUGAUCAAUAAGAUGCUGACCAUCAACCCAUCCAAACGCAUCACGGCCGCCGAGGCCCUCAAGCACCCUUGGAUCUCGCAUCGGUCCACUGUGGCCUCCUGCAUGCACAGACAGGAGACCGUGGACUGCCUGAAGAAGUUCAACGCCAGGAGAAAACUGAAGGGAGCCAUCCUCACCACAAUGCUGGCUACCAGGAACUUCUCUGGAGGGAAGAGCGGAGGAAACAAGAAGAAUGAUGGUGUGAAGAAAAGAAAGUCCAGUUCCAGCGUUCAGUUAAUGGAAUCUUCAGAGAGUACCAAUACCACCAUUGAGGAUGAAGACACCAAAGUGCGGAAACAGGAGAUUAUAAAAGUGACAGAGCAGCUGAUUGAAGCCAUAAGCAAUGGAGAUUUUGAGUCCUACACGAAGAUGUGUGACCCUGGGAUGACAGCCUUCGAACCUGAGGCCCUGGGGAACCUGGUCGAGGGCCUGGACUUCCAUCGAUUCUAUUUUGAAAACUUGUGGUCUCGGAACAGCAAGCCCGUGCACACCACCAUCCUGAACCCCCACAUCCAUCUGAUGGGUGACGAGUCGGCCUGCAUCGCCUACAUCCGCAUCACGCAGUACCUGGAUGCGGGUGGCAUCCCCCGCACGGCCCAGUCGGAGGAGACCCGUGUCUGGCACCGCCGGGAUGGCAAAUGGCAGAUCGUCCACUUCCACAGAUCUGGGGCGCCCUCCGUCCUGCCCCAUUGAAGGACCGGGCCGGGGGCCCUGUACCGCAGAGAUGUUCUCUUCGUUCACGGAAUGUGGCUGCUGGUUCUCCCACUUGGAUUUGGCUGGAAUUCCCCCAAUCGCGUCACCCCAUCCCACUACCAUCACCAUCACCACCACCGCCACACCUGCAUCAAGAAAACCUGUCUGUCCACAAAAGUUAUCACGACUUCAGAGCAAAUAGCCACAUCUCCCUGCCACCACCUGUCACUCUCCUGCCAGGGCGAGGCUUCCUCGGGCCUGGGUGCCCUGGGUGCCCUGGGUGCUGGCUCUGAGGACCCCCCCCCCCUCCUGGCUGUCGCUAGCCUGCUCUUGCCUUGGCUAUAGGCCAGAAUGCCCAGCUGUGUGUCCCCCAGGGGCUGAGGAGAAAGAGGGGCAGAGUCAGGAGGAAUGUGGAUCUGCCCCCACCUUUCGCUGUCUCUCUCCUUCCAGGGUCCCCCUCAACCCCUGAGCCAGCCUCCCCUGUGGGAGAGGGUGAGAGAGGAGCAGACACCAGGAGUCCCCACCUGACACUGCCUCCCUAGCUCUUCUCCCAUCCUGUCCCCUCCUCCUGUCCCUGCGGACCCUUCCCCUCAGCGUGUGGAGCACAACCGUCUCAGGGUGCCCUCACUCUUCUCCUCCGGCUGAUGUUCACCUCCAACAGUAACUCCCAUUGCACCCCUUCCAUCAGCCCUGGAGAAUUCCAGCUCCGUCACAUCUGAGGGAGAGAAUCUGAUUGCUUUUUGGGGGCAAAGAAGGCAACAUUUAGGUAUCACUUCUACUUGGACCGCAUGCCUUUUUAUAGCCAAACUUCUGUGUGUUUCCUAAAUGGAUUUUGCGUUCCUGGAUAUCUAUGUGAUAACUAAAC
Prionailurus viverrinus (fishing cat) is the source of this 2335-nucleotide messenger RNA. It is a transcript of the gene CAMK2A, whose product is annotated as calcium/calmodulin dependent protein kinase II alpha. NCBI's taxonomy places the organism in Eukaryota, Metazoa, Chordata, Mammalia, Carnivora, Felidae. The transcript is spliced from 19 exons. Gene Ontology annotation, cellular component: neuron projection; cytoplasm. Gene Ontology annotation, molecular function: ATP binding; calmodulin binding; calcium/calmodulin-dependent protein kinase activity. Gene Ontology annotation, biological process: protein phosphorylation. The record is from RefSeq and is a predicted model, not a curated record. The coding region runs from base 1 to 1470 and encodes 489 amino acids.